AUGUUAUCGGACGCACAGCCUUCAACCGAAUUUAUCCGGGACGUGAUUAAACGAGCAGUUGUCAAAAUGGCUCUCAAGCUCGAAUACGACCACAUCGAGCCCGACGCUCUCGAAACUCUCGCUGAAAUGUUCCUAACGACUCUUGGGAAUAUUGGCUUCCAAACGAAGGAAUUCACUGAAUUGGGGUCGCGAACCGCCGCCACGAUUAAUGAUGUUCUCUCUGCCACGGUUGAACUUGAAAUUGACCUGCCAGAAAGCGUAAAGAAUAUUUUGGAAAAGAACCAAGAUUAUCCGCUUCACAAGAAAGAUCGAAUCGAACAAGCUCAUAUUCCCGACUCGCCAGCUGUCAAAGCGAUCGCUCCAAGAAAAGAACACGCGCCCCAUAUCAACGAUUUUAUGCCCAUCUUCCCUGAACCGCAUACCUACGUCACCACUGCCGCUUUUUGUAAAAACGCCCAUCAUGAAGAAUUUGAAUCGACAAAAUUACAAGCGCUUGAAAAAAUCCGCGACGCGCAAAACUCUCUUUCCAAAUUUGUUUCAAAAACUGCUCGAGGAAGAGGAAGAACUGCCAUAAUCAACCUGAUACCAGCAGAUGAUUCGACCGGUAUAACGACGCCAUUGUCGACGGAUAUCUCAGAAUACAAAGCGAUAAACGUCAGCGAACAGCACGAAUGGGUUACGACUCCGAAAAUUCCAAGUGUAAGCGAAAAUGCGACUCUGGAACAAAUCAGUCAAAAUCCUUUCGUAAAGCCGCCGAAAAGAGCGAGAAUGUAA
Messenger RNA from Oikopleura dioica, 774 nucleotides. NCBI's taxonomy places the organism in Eukaryota, Metazoa, Chordata, Appendicularia, Copelata, Oikopleuridae. The record is from the annotation of a GenBank genome assembly.